UGAGCAGCAUCCCCCCGCCCCGCCCCUUCCCAUUCCAGCGUGGAUCAAACCAUCAAGAGCCAAGGGGGCAAAGAGAGAGAGAAAGAAAAUGCGAAAUUCUUCCGCUUGGCCAGAGUGGCCCACGAGCUGAGGGCGAAAGCGCGAGGUGUAGCUGCCAGCUGCCUUCUGGGUUUCCUGGCGAGCCGCUGAUGGAGAAGGGGCAGCCUAGGAGUGGGGCGGCCCCUUCCCCUCGACUCCCCUCUGCGUUGGCGAGGCAGUGGGAAGAACGGAGCUCGGCGCCGCUCGUGGCUUCAGGAGCAGUAGCAGCAACUCGGUCGUGGGAGAGUUUCAUUCAAUGUGUGGAGGAAGUCCUGCGUGCGGGCAGCCCGGACUGCUUAGCGAGCGGUGCAGCUCCCUCGUCUCCUCUUGGCCGCUGAGGAGUCCCUCCUCCUCCCGGCUCCUCCGUUGCAGGAAGGCUGCUUGCCCUGGGCUUAUCACCUCGGGAGAGAGACGCGCUCUGGAGGGAAAGAGAGAGAGGAGAUACAAGGGCAGCAGGUCUACAAUAAACUGUUCCUUCAUCCAUCCAGAAGUCUUGCUUCAUUUAAAUGACCUUGGGCACUGCAGGAAGUAUCCUGAAAUUGCUAACUGAGGAGAACUGCCUUAAAGUCACCGAUACAAAAAUUCUUGUCAAUUUGGGAAUAUCGCCUUACAUCAAGAAACUACCUGUGGUACAAGCUGACGUAAGGAAGCUUAGAAAGCACACUAGUUGAUCACUGCUUGUAGUUGAACACAAAGAAACCGCAGAGACUUCCACAUCCUUCAGUGAGAAGAAAGAAACCAGCAGAGCAGGAUUAAUACAGGCUUGUUUCUGGUGGCCUUUUUGUACAAAGGCUGCCUUGGAGGAAGAAAAAACGCAAAGAAAGAAACACAGCGAUACUUAAUGAGCUGUGAAAUGAAGCGCCACCGCUGCUGCUGCUGCUGCUUCUGCUAGCCCUUCAAUUCCAAGAUUCAUCUGCUAUUCAUUGUGCUUAAUAUACAUGUUUCUGCACCGUGCAUUUAGAAGAUAUCAGAAAGGAAUUCAAAACGGCUGCCGGGGAAAGGCCACCAAACAUGCCUACAGAAACACUACAGACAGGUAGCAUGGUAAAACCCGUCAGCCCUGCCAUAACAUUCACCUCAGCUGUUCCCCUCCGAAUUUUAAAUAAAGGGCCUGACUAUUUUCGCAGGCAGGCAGAGCCUAAUCCAAAAAGACUGAGUGCUGUGGAAAGACUGGAAGCUGACAAGGCCAAAUACGUUAAGAGUCAAGAGGUCAUCAAUGCCAAGCAAGAGCCUGUCAAGCCAGCAGUGCUUCCCAAGCCACCGGUGUGCCCUGCCGCUAAGCGAGCCUUGGGCAGCCCUACCUUAAAAGUGUUUAAUAAUAAUGCAAAGACUGAGAGUGGUGUCCAGAGAGAGAACCUAAAGCUAGAGAUUUUGAAAAACAUCAUCAACAGCUCAGAAGGUUCCAGUUCAGGUUCAGGUCACAAAUACAGUUCGCGAAACUGGCCUCCCCACAAAUCUGAUUCAGGAGACCUCAACCGGCAUUCGUUUGCAGAAUCCUUAAAGGUUUACCCUACCCAAGGCCGUAGCAGUCCUCAAGAAAGCAACUCCAGUGUCAGUAGGCGGCUACUGGAACAGUCGCCAGAGUCCUUCUUGCACGUUUCCCAUAGCUCAUCAGACAUUAGAAAAGUAUCGAGUGGUAAACCCUUAAAAGCAAUACCAUGCAGUAGUUCAGCUCCACCCUUGCCUCCCAAACCUAAAAUUGCUGCCAUUACCAGUUUGAAAUCACCAGAAAUGGACACUGUAGAAACCAGCUGUGGAGUCAAUAGAAGACCUUCCCUACAGCGUUCAAAGUCGGACUUAAGUGACAGAUACUUUCGUGUUGAUGCAGACGUUGAAAGAUUCUUUAACUACUGUGGACUGGAUCCUGAAGAGCUUGAAAAUCUUGGGAUGGAAAAUUUUGCAAGGGCUAACUCAGAUAUUAUCUCUCUCAACUUUCGCAGUGCAAGUAUGAUCAGUUCAGACUGUGAACAGUCUCAGGAUAGCAACAGUGACCUUAGAAACGAUGACAGUGCCAAUGACCGCGUGCCAUAUGGUAUUUCUGCAAUUGAAAGAAAUGCCCGAAUUAUCAAGUGGUUAUAUAGCAUCAAGCAAGCUAGAGAGUCACAGAAAGUGUCCCAUGUGUGAGCAAAACCACAUAUGGACAAACAAGGACUGUAUCUUUGUGAAUAUUCAGUUGUGAAGGGUUGUGAAGUCUACUUGAAGUCUUAAUACACUUCUAAGAUCUCUUUUUGUGUUGCUUGUUGUGCAAUGUUUUCAAGUUGCAUGCCUGUCAACAUGUGAACUGACCUGGCUUCCACUUGAACAAUAACUAGCUACAGAGCCUGGCUAAGCAUACACACAUUAUCUGCCAAAAGUUUAAGACCAGAAUCUAAAUAGGGCUUUGUUUAUAAAUGAAUUGUUUACAUUAAAUGGUUAUAUGGCUUCUUCUUAAUAUUUCUGUAGUCCCUUGUGGUUUUUUUAAAACAAUUUCACAUCUUUUGUGUCUUCAACAUAGGUAUUGUUAACAAACACAGGUAACUUUUCAACUUAAACUAAAAUCUAUUUUGGAGGCAAAAAAGGAGGGAAAACUGCCAAAAUAAGGUUGUUCUAAAACCUUGCCUAGAACAGCAUAGCUGCUAGAAAACCUGUGGAAAGUGUUUCAAAAGGACAGUCGAUAAACAACAAUGUACAAUUCAGUUGUUGUUGUUUUAAAUUAAGAAAAUGGUCCAGGAUUGUUGAUCUUAAUUGCCUAACUCAAUCCCCACCCAUCUGCCCCUGCACACAAACAGCAAAAAUAGUUUGAGCCUAUGCUAAUCACAUGAACUACUCUUGCAGGUGAUUGGUGUCCCAAAGAACUUGAAUGAUUUUGGUUGCACCAAUCAAGGGCUAUUUAAAAAGAGGCCAAGAAAGUGGCAAAGGAAAAGAAGGGUAGAAUUUUGAAGGACGGUUUCUUGGCUUAAACUUUUGAUAGGAAUGGUUAGAUCCUGUUUGCUGAUCUUGAAUGCCUUUAACUAGACAAAGCACAUCAUGAUUACAAGCUCCUGCUGCUGACUACCUUUUCGUAGACCUAUUUGAGCAGUUCAUUAACAGGAAAAAAAAAUGGAAGUACACAGCCAUAUCAGUAUGAGCCUCUUAUCCAGAAGUUAACACACUCAAUAUAGCUGAACUAUAUCUGAGAAAUUGUGAUUAUGUUGUCUUAAAUAUGUUAUAUCUUAAGGCUGUGGAAGUUUGUUACAGCUCUAGGAAACUGUAGAAACAUGACAGUAUGUAGCUUUAUUUUCUUUCUUUUUUGCCCUCCUCUCUUCUCUUCCUGCCCUUCCUUACCAUGUUUAGUGCUGCACGUCAAUCUGUUACACAUUUUUUGACAAUCUUGUGUCUUCCCAAUGGUUUAACUGUCAUGUCAAAGUGACAGUUGUGGUGCGUAGCAGAAAAGUUGAAAGUGCAGUGGUCUGCUUCAUUAUUAUUAUAUUCAUGCUUUGAAGUACUUUGCAGCACUAUCUUAUGUCAUCAGCUAAUAGGAAACUUUUUAUUGUGUAAAUGCUGUAAGACUUUGUACAUAUUUCAGUUCUUACGAGAUCUUUAAAAAAGAGUGUUAUGCUAAUAAAUAGCUCUUGGUGCAGCUA
This is a messenger RNA of Hemicordylus capensis (graceful crag lizard), 3680 nucleotides long. RefSeq names its product family with sequence similarity 110 member B (gene FAM110B). The record is from RefSeq and is a predicted model, not a curated record. The transcript has 4 exons. Lineage: Eukaryota; Metazoa; Chordata; Lepidosauria; Squamata; Cordylidae. Bases 1090 to 2202 code for a protein of 370 amino acids.